CCACUGCACCCCCUCUCCCCAGGGCCGCCCCCGCCGCUCUCCGCCAGCGACAUCGUCCAUCCCAUCAAGGUCGACGAGAGCGGAUCCUUCCUGUCCUACGACUUGUCCCACCGGGCCCUCCACCGGAGGUCUCCGGCCUCCAGGAGCAAACUUCCCGCCUUCUAUGAGCUGCAGUACCGAGGGCAACCCCUGAAAUUCAACCUGAGCCUCAACAGGCACCUCCUGGCUCCGGGGUUUGUCAGCGAGAGGCGCUUCGGGGGCAUCGCCGGUGCCAAGAUCCAGCCUCACUCCUACAACUCCUGCCACAUGAUCGGGGAGGUGCGGGGCCGGGCGCUGCAGCGGGGGCUGGCUGCCCUCAGCACCUGCGAUGGGCUGAAAGGCGUGUUCCAGCUGAUGAACGAGGACUAUUUCAUCGAGCCCGUGUCCAGCAGCCCUCGGGAGGAGGGGACAGCACAGCCCCACAGGAUCUACAAGCGCCAGGUGCCCAAGGACAGGGCGGAGCAGGGCAGGAGAGCCCCGGCCCCGCGGGAAUCCUGCGGCGUGCGAGAGUCCCGGGAAGGCCUGGAGCGGUCUGAGCGGCGCAGGGAGAGGUGGGAGCAGAGGCAGCAGAGGAGGAGAAGGAUCAAGCGGCGCUCCAUCAGCAGGGAGAAGUGGGUGGAGACGCUGGUGGUGGCAGACACCAAGAUGGUGGAGUUCCACGGCAGUGCCAACGUUGAGAAGUACGUGCUGACCGUCAUGAACAUGGUGGCCGGGCUGUUCCACCACGCCAGCAUCGGGAACCCCAUCAACAUCGCCAUAGUGCGGCUCAUCCUGCUGGAGCACGAGGAGGAGGACCUGAAGAUCUCCCACCACGCAGACAACACCUUGAAAAGCUUCUGCAAGUGGCAGAAGAGCAUCAACGUGAAGGGAGACUCGCACCCCCUGCACCACGACGUCGCCGUCCUGCUCACCAGGAAGGACAUCUGUGCAGCCAUGAACAGGCCCUGUGAGACCUUGGGGCUGUCCCACGUGGCCGGGAUGUGCCAACCCCACCGGAGCUGCAACAUCAACGAGGACACGGGGCUGCCCCUCGCCUUCACCGUGGCCCACGAGCUCGGACACAGUUUUGGGAUUCAGCAUGAUGGAAGCAGCAAUGACUGUGAGCCAGUUGGGAAAAGACCUUUCAUCAUGUCUCCACAGCUCCUGUAUGACACGUCCCCUCUCACCUGGUCCCGCUGCAGCCGCGAGUACAUCACACGCUUCCUCGACCGGGGCUGGGGGCUGUGCCUGGAUGACCCCCCGGCCCGGGAGGUGCUGGACUUUCCCCUGGUGCCCCCGGGUGUCCUGUACGACGUGGGCCACCAGUGCCGGCUGCAGUACGGCCCCUACUCCACCUUCUGCGACGACAUGGACAGUGUCUGCCACACGCUGUGGUGCUCGGUGGGGAACACGUGUCACUCCAAGCUGGAUGCGGCUGUGGAUGGCACAGCAUGCGGGGAGAGCAAGUGGUGCUUCAACGGCGAGUGCGUUCCCGUGGGAUUCCGGCCCGAGCCCAUCGACGGCGGCUGGAGCUCCUGGAGCUCCUGGGCCUCGUGCUCCCGCAGCUGUGGUGCAGGAGUGCAGAGCGCCGAGAGGCACUGCAGCCACCCCACGCCCAAGUACGGGGGCCGGUACUGCCUGGGGGAGCGGAAGCGGUUCCGGAUCUGCAACGUGCGGCGCUGUCCCCCGGACAAGCCCUCCUUCCGCCAGCUCCAGUGCAGCCAGUUCAACCCCAUGCUCUACAAAGGGAAGCUCUACAAGUGGACACCAGUGCCCAACAGCAUGAACCCCUGCGAGCUGCACUGCCGGCCCGAGCACGAGUACUUCGCGGAGAAGCUGCGGGACGCGGUGGUGGACGGGACACCCUGCUACGACAGCGACGCCAGCCGCGAUGUCUGCAUCAACGGCAUCUGCAAGAACGUGGGCUGUGACUAUGAGAUCGACUCGCACGCGGUGGAGGAUCGCUGCGGGGUCUGCCACGGGGACGGCUCCACCUGCCACACCGUGCACAAGACCUUCGAGGACAGCGAGGGGCUGGGUUAUGUUGACAUCGGGAUUAUCCCCGUGGGAGCGCGGGAGAUCCGGAUUGAAGAGGUGGCAGAAGCCGGGAAUUUCCUGGCGCUGCGGAGCGAGGACCCGGAGAGAUAUUUCCUGAAUGGUGGCUGGACCAUCCAGUGGAACGGGGACUACAGGGUGGCAGGGACCACCUUCACCUACAAGAGGACAGGGAACUGGGAGAACCUCACCUCUCCAGGGCCGACGGUGGAGCCCGUGUGGAUCCAGCUGCUGUUCCAGGAGACCAACCCCGGGGUGAGGUACCAGUACACGAUCCAGCGCCCGGCCGACAGCGAGAACGAGAUCGAGCAGCCCGAGUUCCUCUGGCGCUUUGGCUCCUGGAGCAGCUGCACGGCCACCUGCGGGACAGGGGUGCAGCGGCAGGCCGUGCACUGUGUGGAGAGGCUGGCAGGCCUGGUGGAGGAGCGGUUCUGCGAUGCCCUCACCCGCCCUGACGACCAGCAGCGCACCUGCAGCGAGGAGCCCUGCCCGGCCAGGUGGUGGGUGGGAGAGUGGCAGACGUGCUCGGCCACGUGUGGCCGCCCGGGGCUGAUGAAGAGGACGGUGCUGUGCAUCCAGAGCGUGGGGCUGGACGAGCAGAGGGCCCUGCAGCCAGAGCACUGCCAGCACCUGGCCAGGCCGGACAGCACCGCUCCCUGUCACCCACAGCUGCCCUGUCCCUCCCCCUGGGCUGUGGGAAACUGGUCUGAGUGCUCGGUGACCUGUGGGAACGGGACCCAGAGCCGCCCUGUCCACUGCAGCAACAGCACGGGGACCGCCUGUGACCCUGCCCAGAGACCCAGCCCGCACAGGGGCUGCUCCCUGCCACAGUGCCACAAGAAAUGGGACAGUGCCAACGCAGACUGGUCUGGCAGCGGCUCCUCCAGCAGGGAGAUAUUUAACGAAAUCCAUUACGUCCCCAGCAGCCGCAUUCCUAAAUUUAACCCCUUGAUCCCAAGCAUCCCCGAGUCCAACGAUGUCAAUGUGAUCACCGAGGAGGACUUCUCAGCCAGGAAAGGAAAUGUCUUCGUUGACGAUUUUUACUACGAUUACAACUUUAUCAACUUCCAUGAGGAUCUGUCUUACUAUCCCUUCACGGAGAAGGAGAGCAAAGGCGAGGAGCCAAAGGCCGAGCAGGGCACGGGUGGCACGGAGGGGCCCUGGGGGCUGCCCACCGAGGGACUGCUCACCCCCGAGCUGGGAGGAGAGAGCCGGGAGCCCCCCGGCACCGAGGAGAAUGUGCAUGAGCGAGAGACACAGCGCGGCCACCCAGCCACCAGGGACAGGCUGAGCGUGCUCCCCGAGGAUGUGGGACCAGCCACCCCCGGAUACAGCACCCCCGGCUUUUGGGGCGAGGAGGAGGAGGAGGAGGAGGAGGAGGAGGAGGAUGCGGUGCUCGUGCCCCGCUCUGAGCACCACCCGCCCAGCCAGAGCUCUGCAGACCCACCCUGGGAUGAGCCCCACGGGGCUGUGCCCACCCGGAGCAGCCUGGGGCGGGAUGCGGGUCCGGAGGUGUCCCCCGGGCCAGGAGCUCCGGGCAGCACAGAGGGACAUGGCCCAGCCAGGGCUGCAGGGAGCGGCCACCGGGACCCCGGGGACAGGGGUCUGGCCACCAGCAGCGACAGCAGUGGUGCAGCCCCGCAGCCCACGGAGCGGCACGGCUGGGCAGGAGUGCCCGGGGGGAUGCUGGACACGCAAUCCCCUGGGAUGCAGAGGGCACACCCUGCCUCGCCCACACCGCUGGGCUGGGGGGCGGCAGGGAGUGCUGGCAGCCCCCACCCUGCCGUGAGUCCCCCUCCUGCGGCUGCUGCUGGGGCUCCCGUGGGACACCAGCCAGGGCUGCACGCCCCCACAGCCCCAACCUCAGUGCCCUCGGUGGCCACAACAGCCCCUCCGGUGUCCUUGUCCCCUGCCACGCCCGAGCCACCCACCCAGCUCAGCUCCAGCGGCCUCACCCAGCAGGAUGCUCUGCUGCCAGCCCUGCCCACAGCCCCAGCUCAUGGCCCCCCUGCCCACGCAGCACGGUCACCCCUGGAAUGGGGGACACAGGGGGUGUCCCAGCACCUGGACCCGCCCCACACCGAGCUGACCUCCCAUGGGACCCUGCUCAGCCUCACUGCUGGGGCACCCUCACCAUGGACACCCCCAGGGACAUCACCAGGGGACCCCUCACCACGGACACCCCCAGGGACAUCACUGAGUGACUCCUCACCAUGGACACCCCCAGGGACAUCACUGAGUGACUCCUCACCAUGGACACCCCCAGGGACAUCACCGAGUGACCCGUCACCAUGGACACCCCCAGGGACAUCACCGAGUGACUCCUCACCAUGGACACCCCCAGGGACAUCUGCCUCUGGGGAUGGGGGACACGAAUUGUCCCAGGCCACCCCUUGGCCCCCCCAGCUGUGGGAGAAGAGGCUGGAGGAGGAGGAGGAGGAGGAGGAGGAGGCUGUGCUUCCACCAUCGGCCGCCGCAGCAGCCACUGCCAAGCCCAGCUGGGAGGUCGGGAACUGGAGUGAGUGCUCGGCCACGUGCGGUGUGGGUGCGGUGUGGAGGCCGGUGCGCUGCAGCAGCGGGGCUGAGAGCGGCUGUGCCGCGGCCGACAGACCCGUUCCUGCCCGGAGGUGCUCCCUGAGACCCUGCUCGGCCUGGCGUGUGGGCAACUGGAGCAAGUGCUCCAGGAGCUGCGGCGGGGGCACCAAGGUGCGGGAUGUUCACUGCAUCGACACCCGGGACCGGCGGCUGCUGCGGCCCUUCCACUGCCGGGCUGCGCUGCCGCAGCCGCCGGCACAGCUGCCGUGCCGGAGCGCACCGUGCCUGGCCUGGUACACAUCCUCCUGGAGAGAGUGCUCGGCUCCGUGCGGAGGGGGCAUCCAGCGGCGGCAGGUGAAGUGCAUGGACACCAGGACGGGGGUGGCCGAGGAGGACAGCAGCCUGUGUGACCACGAGCCCUGGCCAGACAGCACCCAGAAGUGCAACCCCCAGGACUGUGACAGCUCCGAGCCGGGUGCGCCCUGCGAGCGCGACCGCCUGAGCUUCGCCUUCUGCCGGACGCUGCGGCUGCUGGGCCGGUGCCAGCUGCCCACGGUGAGCGCCCAGUGCUGCCACAGCUGCCACCAGCACGGGCUGCUGGCCCCCGGCCGCGGCCACCAGCGGCUCUCCCGGAGGUGACAGCGCUGGCCCAGCUCGGGGCUCCUCGGGGCCAGCCCCGGCUCCCAGGCCCUGCUGCUCUCUCCCGGUGCUCAACCAGCGGCGGGGCUGGGCUGCGGCUCCCGCUGCUCCCCACGCUCCUGUGCGGUCACACAGGGGAAAGGGCAGCUGGAAGCAGCAAGAAUUCGGGGAACGGCUCCCAGAAACGCUUAUGGUGCUAUCAUUCGACAUGUGCAGCCUCUCGGAGGUGUUGGCUGGCCAGCACAAACCUUGACUUUUAUUAUUUUUUUGUAUUUCUGAGGUGAGCAUCCAGCAUUCCACCGGCUCUGCCGACCCUUUGGGGUAGGGAUUUGUGGGGUUUUUUUUUUAUUCUUGAAGGGAUUUUUUAUCCUUGAAGCUGGCAACCCAUUCCUGCCAUUUUCAUUAAAAUGUUUACGCACUGAAGCUGAACAGAUUUAAUUUAAGAAGUGGAGACAGGGCAGAGGAAUAAAGUUUCAGCUUCAGUUGGGGCGUGCAGGGCUCCUACCCUGUCUCCCCACUGCUGUGUCCCCCUGGAGCAGAGGGCACCACAGGGAUGCCGAGGUUUGGAGGCCACCAGCUGAUUCCCUUGUGUGCAUUUGGGCAGGAGAGGGAAGCUGUGGCACAUCCCCUCCCUGCUGGGAGCCAAGCGCUCAGCCCCUGCUGAAAUCCACAUUUCUGGAUGUGUAGCACUGUAAUGCUUGGUUAAGAUGUUUUUCUGUGCCCCUACAGGCUGAACCCUUUUUUUUUUCCCUGCUUAUCUAGAUUCUCCUCUGUUAAGGUUAGCUGAUUUUUAACUAGAAUAUCCAAUUUCCUCUGAGGCCCAGCCCCUGCCGCCGGCUCGCGGAGCGCUGUGGGAAUGAAUCCCUGCCCGUCCCAGGGCGGGUUUGCUGGCAGGUUGGUCUCUGGAGGAGGGCAGGAGUGUUUAGGUAGGAAUUCCUCUCCCUAUUCAGGCUGUGGAGGAUGCCCCAGAGCUGGGGGACCUUGAAGGGCCAUGCUGCCUGUGCUGGGCAGUCAGGCUGGAGCCCAUCCCGGCCUGCAGAGCUCCAGGUGCAUCCAGGGCUGUCGGGAGCAGCUCUCAGUGCAAGGGGGAAACUCCUGUGUGUGAUUUGUAUGUAAAACACAAGCCAUGACUUCACCAUUUGUGCUUUAUUCCGUUCCAAGGUGGUGGUGUCAGUUUUUAUGGUCCAAGAAGCCGUGUCCAGUCCUGGUUUCCCUGUCCCCAGCCUGUCUCCCUCCCAGGACUGCAAAGGGCCAGCCCUUGUGCUGGGCUCUCACGGCUCACGAGUGUGUUAAAUUAAACAGUUACUGAAGGAAACAGGUGGGUUUCACAUUUUCUCUUCCCCAUGGGGAAUGCUGAAGGUUUUCAGUUAAUUGGAGAUGGUUCAGGCGCUGGCAGCAGGAAGGAACCAUCAGUUUGCACACGAAAAUCAUUCACAGCUGCCGUUUGCAACUGGGAUUUGCUGAUUAAAACAUGAGCCGGGUUGAUGGGGUAAAUCAGGUCUGCAAAUCAAUUUAUUUGUGGCACAGGAUCUGGUGAGCCUCUCCUGCAGGGCCUUUCCACGUGCAGGGUCCCAUCUGUGCCCGGCUGAGGGCACGGGAUAAUCCCUCCUGUGGGACACCAGGCUGUUCCUGGCCACAUAACGAGCCAGGCCUCCCACCAGCACAGAAACUGCUUCAUCAGUGACAAUAAAACACAUCUGGCUUAAA
Messenger RNA from Parus major (Great Tit), 6954 nucleotides. It is a transcript of the gene ADAMTS7, whose product is annotated as ADAM metallopeptidase with thrombospondin type 1 motif 7. Lineage: Eukaryota; Metazoa; Chordata; Aves; Passeriformes; Paridae. Gene Ontology annotation, molecular function: metalloendopeptidase activity. The transcript has 23 exons. Gene Ontology annotation, biological process: extracellular matrix organization; proteolysis. Gene Ontology annotation, cellular component: extracellular matrix. The annotation marks the transcript as partial. The record is from RefSeq and is a predicted model, not a curated record.